GUUUCAUGCUUUAUUGAUUCAGUUGUGCCCUAAACUUUAUUCUUUGGGAUAGAGAUUGGUGUCCUUGUUGGGGUUCAUCGAAGCUACCCUGUCCCACUCAUAAACUAUCUGUAGAGGUUCAUAAGAGAAUCAGGAACCCUAGCUCAAAUCCAUAGCGCAAUUUAACUCAACUUAAGGUCAAUUGGAGUGAUGAUCAACGAAGACGACGGAGACAAAAGCUACCGAAUGACUGGCUGACUGCUACUGUUAAAUACACAUCAUCCACCUUCAAUUCGUAAAUUGGUCAUCAACAUCGUUGUUAACCUUUAAAUUCUGCCACUUCCGGACACCGAAUCGAUCAACGAUGACAAGUGAACCGAUGGACACUACAGAAAGAGAGAAUGUUUCUGAAUUUACACUCGCCAAGAUACACACGUGGUUCCUUGAUAGACAAUUAUUUUCAGCUGUUAAGAAUAAAACUCUAGUGGUUGAUUCAAAUGAAGUGACAAAGCAGCCUGCAAUCAUAAACUCUUCUCCAAAUGCUCUAAAAAAUCUUGUGGCCUUGUCAAAAGCAUGGGCUGCAUCUGAAAAACCUAAAACGCCCAAAGCACAAAGAGUGGCAGAACUUUCAGAUUUGAGUUUUGAAGCCUUGUCAGCAAAGGAUUGUGCUUGGUAUGAUGUUGCUACUUUCACUAAUUUCAGAGUUCUUUACCAUGGCGAGCUCGAAGUUUGUGUGAGAUUUUCCGGUUUUAGUCAUGAUCAAGAUGAGUGGGUGAAUGUAAGAAAAGGACUUCGUGAGAGGUCAAUACUCUUGGUGCCUUGAGAAUGUCACAAAGUCAAAGUUGGUGAUCUUUUGCUAUGCUACAGGCAAAUGAAGAUCAUGCACUUUAUUCUGAUGCACAAAUCCUCCGUGUUGAAAGGCAGCUGCAUGCAUGAUACAGAUACUUGCACGUGUGCCUUUGUGGUUCGGUUUGAGUACGAUAAUGUCGAGGU
This is a messenger RNA of Lactuca virosa, 972 nucleotides long. The record is from the annotation of a GenBank genome assembly. Lineage: Eukaryota; Viridiplantae; Streptophyta; Magnoliopsida; Asterales; Asteraceae.